This is a messenger RNA of Mobula hypostoma (lesser devil ray), 3264 nucleotides long. RefSeq names its product early growth response 2b (gene egr2b). The transcript has 2 exons. The record is from RefSeq and is a predicted model, not a curated record. The coding region runs from base 230 to 1474 and encodes 414 amino acids. Gene Ontology annotation, biological process: regulation of transcription by RNA polymerase II. Gene Ontology annotation, molecular function: DNA-binding transcription factor activity, RNA polymerase II-specific; RNA polymerase II cis-regulatory region sequence-specific DNA binding. Lineage: Eukaryota; Metazoa; Chordata; Chondrichthyes; Myliobatiformes; Myliobatidae.
CAGAGAGAAAGAGUGUGAGAGAACUGGCAGAGAUUAGCAGCAGUUUAAAAGGAGCUAAACAUUUAAUAAGCGGCAGGGGAAAGAGCCCUGCCACUUACUCAGGCUCUCCGAAUCAGGGCAACCCCACACUGACAUAGCCCGGCUUCACCACUGACACUAACGAUAAUUGGAGGUAGGAGGAGAGGGAGAAAAGUUUUUAUUCUGAUCCGAAUUCCGGCCAAAACAAACGAUGACAGCGAAAACGGUGGAGAAAAUCCCGCUGCCGCUCGGAAGUCUCUUUCACCAGCUGCCCGAAAGCAUGUUCCCCGUGGAGGAGAUCAGUUCGAUGCCCGCGUCCGUCACUAUCUUCCCUAACCCGGAAAUGGCACAGUAUGAGCAGAUGGCCUCAGAUGGAAUAAUCAACGUGGACAUGGCCAGCGACAAAAGAGCAAUCGACCUACCUUAUCCCAACAGCUACCACCUACCCUCUGCGCACAGAACACAGACUGUUGGCUACACAGGCAAAUUUUCCAUUGAGUCUCAGUGCGCCAGUCCCAAUUGGAAUCCUGAAGGUAUCAUCGUGAGCGCCGGGAUUCUCGGAAUCCCUGCAUCGUCCUCCUCUUCAUCGUCCUCUUCCUCCUCCACGGCUUCUCCAAACCCACUCUCCAGUCCCCUCAGCUGCACGAUGGCGCAGAGUCAGAACGAGAUGGAGCAUAUGUACUCGCCGCCACCUCCUUACACCUGCGGGGAGAUCUAUCAGGACCCGACUCCUUUCUACAGCACCUCCACUGGCAGCCUCGGGUACCCUCCUCCCCCGUCCUACCCUUCUCCAAAACCGAUGGUAGACAGCACUUUAUUUCCCAUCCUGCCGGACUAUAGUAGCAUCUUCCAGCCCCAGCACCCGCACCGGGACCUGCACCCGGGGACCGAGCGCAAGCCUUUCUCCUGCCCCGUGGAACCCGGCAGGAUGGCACCGCCUCUGACUCCGCUUUCCACCAUCAGAAACUUCACCCUGGGCAACCCGGCAGGGGAGGGCUCCCGGCUGCCCAGCGCAUACGGCGGACAGAACUUACCUCUCCGGCCCAUCAGGCUCAGGAAAUAUCCAAACCGCCCCAGCAAGACCCCGGUGCACGAGAGACCCUACCCGUGUCCGGCCGAGGGCUGCGACCGAAGGUUCUCCCGCUCCGACGAACUCACCCGGCACAUUCGGAUCCACACGGGGCACAAACCUUUCCAGUGCCGCAUCUGCAUGAGGAACUUCAGCCGGAGCGACCACCUCACCACCCACAUCCGCACCCACACCGGCGAGAAGCCCUUCUCCUGCGACUUCUGCGGCAGGAAGUUCGCCAGGAGCGACGAGAGGAAGAGACACACCAAGAUCCACCUGAGGCAGAAAGAGAAGAAGCUGGCCAGCGAGAGGGCGGCCAGUUCCUCUGUGGGGACUCUCUGCAGCGGGAGCAGCCCUUUGCCUCUCUGUCCGCCCAGAACAGUCUAAACUGGAAACACAACCGCAAAGAAAUGACACUACUGUACCCGAAGGCAAAGAACCUAAGGGCGUAGACAAAGUAUUUAUGGCAGAUUGCACCCGAAUUUCUGACAGUUCUUUGAUAUACUGUUUGCUACUUCCUCCAGCUUCGUCUCCAAGAACAUGAGAACGCCCCUCUCCCCUGAAGAUCUUUUGGGGAAAGCACAUUGACUUUUUUUUCUUUAACUCGGCUUUUCUUUGUAUUAUUUUGCAGCACACGGUUUCUGGUUUCCCCACAACGGCUAAGGUAGUCAGGACAUUGCACAUGCCGUGUUAACGAUCGGUCUCACCCCUCACCUGCCAGUCCCUAACCGUAGUUCCGGGGCACAGCCAUCCCUCCAAAGCCACUUCUUAAACGUGCAACCGGCGUGAGGUGGCUUGAAAACGACCCUGGAGGGAAAGGACUUGAGGCGGCGAAGGUGUUGUUGCGGGGAACUUGUAUGCAAGAUAGGAAAGGGAUGUUUUGUGGAAAAGGCAGCGAAUGUUUUCUGAGGAAAUUAGCUUCGGCACUUUUUUUAUUGGUCACUAAUAUUUCCAACAACAAAAAAAAGCUAAGCAUGAUAAGCAGUGUAAAAGCUCUCUAAUCUGAUAAGCAUAACCAGGAACCGGCUUCCUUUUGCUGAAGCCUUAAGUUUAGUACUGUGUGUACAGCAAACAAUUCAUAUUUUAAUUCUUUCCUAGUGGUGUAACUGACGCCCAAAGGAAAAAGGGGGUUAGAGAAUUCAAACCGGAUCAGAGAAUACUGAGAGACAACUUUAUCCUGUGUUAGUUUAAAUCGCAAGUGGAUGUUUUGUACUUUCGCAUUUGAACUCUGCAUGCUGAGAUUUUUUGGUGCCUUGUUUAUUGUGGACGAUUCUAUAUGUCUGCAUGUAAAUAUCCAGCCUUAAAGACUGACCAUGGCAAUCGUGAAAUCGCCAAUAACCUUCACAAGCUGGCGAAACGGUUCAAUUCCUGCCAAUUAAUAUGGAGUUUUUUAGAAAAUAUUUUUGUACGUGUUUUGUGCUAAUAUUUCCAAGUGUUUCACAUUUUGUAGCAAAGCUCUGGUUAUAAAGAGUGUGAAUAAUUCUUAUGUUGCUGAUGCUGACCUGUCAAAUGUUUAAUGUAUUGGUGUCAAACCACUAACUGGGUGAAAAUUGAACUAAUUGCUCCCAUCAAACUUUACUGUUUUAUGGUUAUAUUGAUGUAAAUAUAAUUUUACAAAAUAUGUAUAUUGUGUGUGUGCGUGUGUGUGUGUGUGUGUGUGUGUGCGUUUUCAUAAAUUGGAUUCGAAAUGCAUCACUUAUAUGCCAUUCGGAUUUUUCUGAUCUGAAAUGUACUGUCUAAAGACAAUAAAGCGGGGUCAAUAAUAAUUUACGAAAAAGAAUUGGGUACAUGAAAAAGAACAAUUUUCACGAAAUGUGUCAGUGACAUUAAACCUGAUUCUGAUUCUGAAGAGGGGUAAAGAGAGAAGCAAUGGAUCUAAGUGGUUAGUGCAGAUGCGACUGACCCAAUACUUCUCUCUAUGGAGAAUAAUCCACAAUUCUGACCUUUUAUUCGGAACUUCCCGUCCCCUCAGUACUACAGUGAAGUGUCAGCCUGGACUGCGGAUUCCAGAUCAGGCAGGGAUCUUGAAUUCACGGGGUUGUGUGAUUCAGAGACUGCACGCCAAUGAGCCAGCAGCAGCAACAACCGAUUAUGUAUCUUCCAUUUGGCGUCUAUUAAGUCGCCGAGGAGCCCUAUUCCUUAGCAGCCACUAACUUUCAAAAGCGCGGCGAGAAUGC